This is a messenger RNA of Oppiella nova, 807 nucleotides long. The record is from the annotation of a GenBank genome assembly. NCBI's taxonomy places the organism in Eukaryota, Metazoa, Arthropoda, Arachnida, Sarcoptiformes, Oppiidae.
AAGAGUCGAGUGGUCGGUGUAUCUGUCGAGGAAUUGAAUGAAUACACGUGUGGUAUAUGUCUGCAAGUGUUUGUCAAUCCUGUGGUCACCCAAUGCUGUCAACAAACCUAUUGCAGUGAUUGUAUCUAUGGUUGGCUCUCAGACCACAAUACCUGUCCUAAUGAUCGCAAGAGAUUGAGUCGUGAAGGUGUGGGUCCGGCGCCCAGAUUUGUCAUUAAUUUACUGAAUAAUAUGAAAGUAAAGUGCGAUUUCUAUGCCAAUGGCUGUAAAUCAGUGUGUGCGACCUGUGAACUGCCUAUUGAUGGCAAUACUCAACACAAUUGUAUUGAGAAUCUAUUGAUUCUUAAUAAAAGUCUUUGCGAUGAAAUCAAGAGAAUCCAAUUGCAGAGCCAAAAAGUGAGUAUGAAGGGUGUGAUAGAGUUGGCUCGUAAAGACCUGGAUAAUUGCAGAGUGAAAUCACCAACGUAUCUAUCGUCGAUUGAAGUGGAGUUAUGUAUCGAAAGGUCCAAAGAGGCCAUCAGGAGGUGCAACAGCUUUUCGGAUAUAUCGGCGCAUAUAUGCAAUGUAUUCAAUGAUAAUACGGAUGACACGGCUAACAGACAAUGGCAUUGCAAUGCAUUCUCCAAACACGGCGGAGAGUCUCUCGUAUAUCCCAAACAAUACUGUCGACUAGUGUUUGGUUUGCUUCACAUCGAGAUAUUUAGUACUGUCAAGAAUUAAAGCAUCUAGGUCAUUAUGUUUUUAGGUACAUGGUUUAAUAGAAAAAUUGUAAUAUCGCCAAAUAGUACCUAGGGCAAUUAAACACGG